ACAAGUGGCUGUCGGCCUAGCGAGAGCAAAGCAAGGGAAGUAUUCUGGCGUUACAGAAUGUUUAGUUACAGUCUGUAACUAAAAAAACAGACAAAGAUGCCUUCUCAGGAAAGGAAACCUAUGUUCUUGAGCUGCAUAACACACAGCCGGGAGGAUUUAAGAAGAGCAAAGCCCAUUGCAGCUUGGAACCAAGAUAGAUUUAUAUCCCAGAUUUGCUUCAUGAUUAACCACUCCUCCUGGGGGAAACAGUGUUGCCUUGGAAAAAGAGAAAAUCAGUAUGGAGCUCAUGCUUGGGAAACAUGCAGAAUUGUUCAGUAUAAUAAAGCAGCAAAGAAAGAGUCAAGCUUGACAAAGGACUCUCUGCCAUCCCAAAAUACAAAAACGAUUUCAUCUAUACUCAUUUCACAGAUGAUUGAUGAGAAUAAAUCAAAAGAAAGUAUGGCUGCUUUCCCUAUGCGGUCUGUAAUCAACCAGUCUGAUGCUUAUCACAUGAACCAAUCUUUGGCUAAUCAUAGCUCAGUCAACGUUAAUAGAGCAUUCAUAUUGCUUCCCAGAAGAUUAGGAAUUCAAAUAUCUUCAGAUGACAACAUAUUUGGAACAGACUCUGAUAGCAAAGAGGAAAAACAAUGUCAUAAGCGGAAGAAAGGUUUUGCUUCCAUCACCAUUACUGCCAGACGAGUCGUUUCGCCUCCUAAGAGUAAACUACAGGUGGAUGCUUCCAGCCCUUCUUGCUUGAAAUGCCAGGGAAGUAAGCUGCUCCUGAACCGUGUUUCUGCUUCAAGUGUAAUUAGGCUAGAUCAGCUCUGUGGACCUUUGCACGCUCAAGGAUGUUGUCGAAUUCAAAAUGCCACCGAAAUAAAGGACUCUGAACUUUGUCCACAGCUUUGCAAGGAGCAAUGCAGCUUGAAUUCUAGCCCUAAUAACAAAGAGAACAGAAUGAUCCCCCCAGGAAACAGCCAUCACAAAGAAGCACCCAUUUCCUUCACUUCGAGUGUUCACCUCAGUAUUUCCCAGCAGUGCCCAAGUACAAUAUAUUAUGUAGACAAGUCUCUCUCAGUGCCUGUGGGUCAGCCUCAGACUAAGAACCAAAAAAUGCAUAGGUCAGUUGUGUCUUUCAAUAUAAAUUGUAGUUCUCCCACUUUAACGCCAGAUGGAGUGGAUGGUUUAGCUAAUGGAAAGCUAAUCACACAAGUACUUAAGACCAGGCUCCCAGAGGAUAGCAAGACACCGCUGAAAGCAAUUUGGAAUGCAGAUCUCACAGAGACCGGCUGGGAUAAAAAACAGACGUUGGAAACGGAAUCUUUAGGGACUGCGUAUCUCUGGAAAGGUACCUCCCCAUCUAAAACUCUGUCAGUUGUGGAUAGCCCUCAAGGACUUGAUAAUCCAAGGCCAACAAAGAGUAAUGAAGUAAAUUCAGGGGACAAUCACAUUGCUUUGUCUCCCCACAUUCCCCACUGGACGUACAGCGAAGGCGCACAAGAAUUCUCAGGAAGCAACAGAAAACAGUGCACAAGAGACAAAUACCAUGAAACUGCACCUGCCUCCUUUCUGCAGCAAACAUCCAAGAAAGAAUUCACGGCGGAAGGCAGGAUUUCUUCGAAAGACCAACAUCUACCCAAAGGCACUUCAGAGUCCAAAGAGAGUCUGGCCCAAAGUUUUCCAAAAUCAAAAAUAUCUAUUUCUGAUCAUGGGUGCUAUAUCAAGUCUUUAUCAAAACCAGCAUGGGGUGAAAAUGAUAUCCACAGGAAAGAUCCAUUCCCUAAAGGUGAUUAUAAAUUCUGUGGCUCAGUUAUCAAAUUGAAGAAGCAUAAGAAAAGUGAGAAGAAUGAGACGGUCGGCAGGGUAACAACCUCCACAGCUCAUGAACCAGAUGUUCCUCAUGAGAAAUAUGACGCCUUCCAGCAGCCAAGGAUCUGCUCUGAGCCUGAGAAAAUUCCUGCAAACCCACUGACUCUCAGGGAGGCUCUGGAAGUUCACAAGCCUCACUUUAUUUCCCACUCACAAGAACGGCUGAAGAAACUUGAGCACAUGGUACAAUUGAGGAAAGCCCAGCAGGGUGAUGCUUCAGAAAAGAAACAAGGAGCUGUUCUUUCUUGCAAGCUUUCUUCCUCGUCCAUUACAAGUAAGAAGAAACAAUUUACAGUUCCUCAUCCUCUGAGUGAUAACCUGUUCAAGCCAAAGGAACGGUUCAUUUCAGAAAAGGAGAUGCAUAUGCGAUCAAAAAGGAUUUAUAAUAAUCUGCCUGAAGUGAGGAAGAAACAAGAAGAGAAACAGAAACGGGUCAUUUUGCAGAGCAAUCGGAUGCGGGUUGAAGUGUUCAAAAAGCAAUUACUGGACCAGCUCCUUCAAAGAAAUACAGAAUGACUAAAGGUUCCUGGGCACAUAAAUUCUUCUUGGACCAUGAACGCCUUUGAUAAUUAAAAAGCCAUACAAACUUAGCAUGAUCUUAAUAACAUGGAGAAUGUAUUUGUUUUAACUCUUUAAACAAAGAAGCUACCUUGAUUUUUUUCAAAAUAAAGUCUUAAGUGAUUCUGGAAAAUCACUAGAUUAUAUUCCAAUGGCCAUAAGCCAUGGAA
Elgaria multicarinata webbii is the source of this 2576-nucleotide messenger RNA. RefSeq names its product chromosome 8 C10orf90 homolog (gene C8H10orf90). The transcript is spliced from 9 exons. NCBI's taxonomy places the organism in Eukaryota, Metazoa, Chordata, Lepidosauria, Squamata, Anguidae. The record is from RefSeq and is a predicted model, not a curated record. The coding region runs from base 97 to 2364 and encodes 755 amino acids. Gene Ontology annotation, molecular function: microtubule binding.